Molecule: messenger RNA, 438 nt
Organism: Metarhizium acridum CQMa 102
Lineage: Eukaryota; Fungi; Ascomycota; Sordariomycetes; Hypocreales; Clavicipitaceae
Source: RefSeq, a predicted model, not a curated record
AUGAAUCUGUUCAAAGACGGCAAAUCUCCAUCGUGGGUUGAUCUCAGAAAGCCAUCAGCAUCGCCCGCGACAGCAAUACGUCGGUAUCACCCAAUUCUGCCGAAGCACCUCGACGGCCAUUCACUUCCCAUCAGUCGAAUAGACGCGCUUGCGCCACCACUACCCGUCAUGAAGCCCGUCGUCAGUGCCAUGCACGCUUGGUCGUGCACCAUCAUCUCUGUUUUUGCCAUCAUCAUCCUCAGCGCCCUCGCCGGGCUAUACCGCAGUGGGCAUGAGGAGUUUGUUGGAGGCGUUGCCGACCCCAGCCCCGACGAAGGCAAGGCUGUAGCUGGAACCAUCUUCACAGCCGUCAUUGUCUACGCAGUUUUCCUUGUGUUUUGUGGUUUCCAGGGAUUGCUGCACGUCCGCGAGAACCGAAGAGGCGCAAUCGCCCUAUAG